AUGUCUUCCACCCAGGACCAAGACCAUUCCGCCCUCGCCCAGCACCAGCAGCAGCAUCCGCCGUCGCAGCACCAGCAGCAGUCACAGCAGCAGCAACAUCAGCAUCAGCAGGCGGCCGCGGGCUCGCAGUCAGAGCAGACGCAGGCACAGGCACAGCAGCCGCGAAGCCAGAUGCAGUCCGCGCCAUCUCUCCAGCAGCAACCACCGCAACAGCAACAACCUCAGCAACAGGGCCAGCAGGGCCAGCAAGGACAGCAGCAGCAGCCGACCUCGCAGACAGUGCAGAGCGUCCCUGUCCAGGCGAGUCUCCAGCAUGCCGCUGCUGCUGCCGCCGCCGUCGCGCCCCCGGGAGUCCAGCAGGUCGCUCCCAGCAGCCCCAACGCGCCCGGCUCGCUCGAAUGUCAGUGGCAGGGCUGCCAGGAACUCUGCCCGACUCCAGAGGCUCUCUACGAACAUGUGUGCGAGCGCCACGUCGGCCGCAAGAGCACCAACAACCUCAACCUGACCUGUGGAUGGUCCAACUGCCGCACCACGACCGUCAAGCGCGACCACAUCACCUCCCACAUCCGCGUCCAUGUGCCCCUGAAACCGCACAAAUGUGACUUCUGCGGCAAGGCCUUCAAGCGGCCCCAGGAUCUGAAGAAGCAUGUCAAGACGCACGCGGACGACUCGGUCCUCAUGCGGUCGCCGGAGCCCGGUGCCGGCCAGCGACAGCAGCCUCCCACCGGCAUGUUUGGCGUCGGUCUUGGGCCUGACGGAAAGCCCGCUCACUUUUUCGAAGGGUCACUCGGCCCAGUCCCCCAGGCUUACGGUCACCCUCCACCACAGUAUUACCAGCCUCAGCCCCCCCAGCAGCAGCCCAAUCCCUCGUAUGGAAACGUCUACUAUGCCGUGGGCCACGACGCUGCCCACCAGGCGUCCUACGAGAGUAAGAAGCGCGGCUACGAUGCCCUCAAUGAGUUCUUUGGAGACCUGAAGCGCCGUCAGUUCGACCCUACCUCUUAUGCUGCCGUGGGCCAGCGUCUGCUCAACCUCCAUGGCCUCCCGCUGCCCCUGACCCACGCCGGCGCAGUGCCAGAGUACCAGCCCAUGCCUGCCAUGGUCAGCGUCGGUGGCGGCCAUAGUGGCUACCAGUCCGCCGGACCCAUCCCGACCCAGUCCUACCAUCUGCCCCCCAUGGGCAAUCUGCGCACCAAAGCUGACCUGAUGAACAUUGACCAAUUCCUGGAGCAGAUGCAGUCCACCGUCUACGAGAGUGAUGAAAACGUGGCCGCCGCAGGAGUUGCCCAGCCUGGUGCCCACUACGUCCAGGGUCCCCUGAGUUACCGCACAACUAACUCUCCCCCGACUCACCACCAGUCACACCACCACCACCCUCAUGCCACCGCCACUACCGCUACUACCACUACGGCGGCUACCACUGCCUCCAUGAUAUCCACUCCUGCUGCUGCCACGCCUGCUUCCUCUGUCUCUGCUGCCAGCAGAUCCCCUCAUGCAUCCACUCCCGCGCUCACUCCUCCCUCCAGCGCCCAGUCCUACACCUCUGGCCGCUCUCCGAUCUCGCUCGCCUCUAGCCAUGGCAUGUCUCCAUCCCAUCACCCUUCAACGGCCGGAAUGUACCCUACUUUACCCGCCACCACGGGCCAGGACAGCCUCUCCUCAUCGGGAUACCCAACCACCGUCUCCAGUGCCGCUCCUCCGUCCACCCUGAGCAGCAUCUUUGACGAUGACCGAAGACGCUACACUGGCGGCAUGCUCCAGCGUUCUCGUCCAGACAUCGACCUCUCCACUCCUUCCAUCAAGCGUGAUGCCGACGCUGCUGCUGCUGCUGCUGCUAAGGAUGAACCCAAGCUGUCCUCCAGCGUCAUCGAUCCUGCCCUCAGUCGUGCCUCGGCCGACAUGGACGAAGAUGCUGCCCCCCGUAGAAGCCCUUCAUCCACCCCUACUCCCACGGCUACUACUGCUGCUGCUGCUGGACCAGAUGAUCGCCAGCCAGUUGGUGAGCAGCAAUGGGUUGAGAACGUGCGCCUACUCCAGAGACUACGUGACUAUGUCCUUGAACGUCUCAACAACGGCGACUAUGUCGACGAAGACAAGCAGGAAGACUCCGACAAGGAGGAAGACGCCAAGACCGACAAAGCUUCCCCUGGAUCUGCAUCUGCAUCUGACGCCGCUACCAGAGCAGGAGAGUACCCCAGCAUCAAGAUGCAUGGAAUGGAAGCGAUCGCCGCCGCUGCCGUGGCCCACGAGGAAGGAAGAGAUAGUCAGAUGCCACGCGACGACGAAGAUCAGGAGAGCCCAUCUACCCCCACUGCCCGAAGCACGACAACCAUGCUUGAUGCCGAGGAAGAGGCCAAGCAAGCAGGAGAGAACUUGUAUCCCGUGCUCAAGAUGGCCGUCGACGAUGACGGAGCCGACACCGACGGCGACGAGAAGAUGGGCCAGUAG
Messenger RNA from Trichophyton rubrum CBS 118892, 2448 nucleotides. RefSeq names its product pH-response transcription factor pacC/RIM101. The record is from RefSeq and is a predicted model, not a curated record. The transcript is spliced from 3 exons. Gene Ontology annotation, cellular component: nucleus. Lineage: Eukaryota; Fungi; Ascomycota; Eurotiomycetes; Onygenales; Arthrodermataceae. The coding region runs from base 1 to 2448 and encodes 815 amino acids. Gene Ontology annotation, biological process: positive regulation of transcription by RNA polymerase II.